Rubroshorea leprosula is the source of this 625-nucleotide messenger RNA. The record is from the annotation of a GenBank genome assembly. Lineage: Eukaryota; Viridiplantae; Streptophyta; Magnoliopsida; Malvales; Dipterocarpaceae.
GACGUAGAAAUCGAGAGCAUCCUGUUGACACUUGGGAAGAGAUGAAAGCUGUGAUGAGAAAACAAUUUGUUCCUAGUCACUACUAUCGUGAUCUCUAUCAACGAUUGUAGGGCCUUACUCAAGGGUCCAAAAGCAUUGAGGAUUAUAUUACAAAGAGAUGGAAAUCGCAAUGGUUAGAGCAAAUGUGGAAGAGGACAGAGAAGCAACUAUGGCACGGUUUCUGCAUGGCUUAACUCAUGAUAUAGCUAAUGUGGUGGAGCUGCAGCAUUAUGUGGAAUUAGAAGAUAUGGUGCAUAUGGCGAUGAAAAUAGAACGGCAACCCAAGCGUAAAGGAGCCACCACCAGAACUGGGCAAAAUUCAGGUUCCUCAUCUUCUUGGAAACUGAAUUGGAGCAAAAAGGAAGAAAAUUAUGCUUUUAAGCCUAAAACUGCAGCAUCUAAGUCAAAAGAAGUUGGCAACAAUGAGAAGAGUAAAAUAGAUAAUACGCAAGGCAAAAACCGAGACAUCAAGUGUUUUUGAUGCUUGGGAAGGGGGCAUGUAAAUGAACAAGCUCCUUGAAGAAUAAAUCAACAAUAUUGCUUGCAUCAUCGGUUUUAUGACAUGGAAUGAAGUGUGCCAUCUUCG